AUGGAGGAUGAUCUUGAUUUAGAUCUUUGGAAUUUAUGUGCAGAAGCGGGAGCAUUUUUCGAGAUUCUAGAACUUCUGGACUCAAAUGACAGUAAAAUUGGUGCAGUGGCAGAGAAAAUUGACAAUAUACGGAAUACUGCCCUCUCUUCUGUACGAUUUUCUGGUCGGUCAAAAAUAGUCGAUCGCUUGAUCAAAGAUUACAAAAAUUGCAAAAAUCAUUAUGAAACAGGAUUGAAGAUUCAACAAACGUUGGAAAAAGUAUAUGAUUCUUCGACGAACAAGGUUAGGAGGCUGAUGAGAUUGGGCUCAAUUCACUGUGAUGUAAAGAUGAUAAAGGCAAUAGGAUUCAUUCUUGAAACCCUGGAAGAUGAUCUUGAUUUAAAUAUUUGGAAUUUAUGUGUAGAAGCGGAAGCAUUUUUCAAGAUAUUAGAACUUCUAGACUCAAAUGGAAGUAACAUUGGUGCAGUGGCAAGGAAAAUUGACGAUAUACGAAAUACUGCCCUCCCUUCUGUACGAUUUUCUGGUCGGUCAAAAAGAGUCAAUUGCUUGAUCAAAGAUUACAAAAAUUACAAAGAUCAUUUUGAAACAGGAUUGAAGAUUCAACAAACGUUGGACGAAGUGUAUGAUUCUUUGACGAACAAGGUUAAGAGGCUGAUGAGAUUACGCUCAAUUCACUGUGAUGUAAAUAUGAUAAAGGCGAUAGGAUUCAUUCUUGAAACCUUGGAAGAUAAUCUUGAUUUAGAUCUUUGGAAUUUAUGUGCAGAAGCGGAAGCAUUUUUCGAGAUUCUAGAACUUUUGAACUCAAUUGGAAGUAAAAUUGGUGCAGUGGCAGAGAAAAUUGAUGAUAUGCGGAAUAUUGUUCUCUCUUCUGUACGAUUUUCUGAUCCGUCAAAAAGAGUCGAUCGCUUGAUCAAAGAUUACAAAAAUUACAAAGAUCAUUUUGAAACAGGAUUGAAGAUUCAACAAAUAUUGGAUGAAGUAUAUGAUUCAUUGAUGAACAGGGUUAAAAGGCUGAUGAGAUUGCGCUCAAUUCACUACGAUGUAAAGAUGAUAAAGGCGAUAGGAUUCUUUUCUCAAUUGUUUGGUUACACAUAA
This is a messenger RNA of Ilex paraguariensis (yerba mate), 1095 nucleotides long. Lineage: Eukaryota; Viridiplantae; Streptophyta; Magnoliopsida; Aquifoliales; Aquifoliaceae. The record is from the annotation of a GenBank genome assembly.